Molecule: messenger RNA, 2574 nt
Organism: Adineta ricciae
Lineage: Eukaryota; Metazoa; Rotifera; Eurotatoria; Adinetida; Adinetidae
Source: the annotation of a GenBank genome assembly
AUGCAGACUAGUAGUGUCGUUCUUUUGCUCGCUCUGACCUUUGUAUCCGGUCAAGUGCCGAUUCCGUCACGGCCAGAUGGAUGGGGUGUUGGCGGUCCAGCAGAUGCUCAUGCAGUGAUUGAAAUGUUUCUAGAUCCAUUAUGUCCGGAUUGUAAGGCUUCAUGGCCAACUGUUUUGCAAGUAAUUCAAGCUUAUGGAACACGAAUUCAUUUUCGCAUACAUACAUUCCCAUUACCUUAUCAUACCAAUUCAUUCGUUGUUUCACAAGGCCUUCACGUUAUUGCCAAUGCGACUAGUCGAAAUUCGGAUGCGAUUUUUAAAACUGCAACUGCGAUAUUUCAAAAUCAACAAACUUGGUACAAUGAUGCAACCAAAUCGAUGACAAUGCCAGAAGUCGUUAACUCAUUGGCAACGUUCGUUGCUCAACUUGGUUUUAUUACCAAAGAUAAAUUCUUAGCAGGCAUGGCUAGUGAUGAUCUCAAUGAUGAAACACGUAUCUCAUGGAAAUACGCUUGUUCAAGAGGCGUUGUUGGUACACCGACAUUCCUUAUCAAUGGUGUAGCAACAGGUGCUGAUGCAUCCUGGUCACUAAAUGAUUGGAAAUCUGUCAUUGAUCCUAUUCUCGCAUCGAAUGAAAAAGAUUCAUCAGCAAUCAAAGAUUGUCCACCAGGUCAACAAACAUGUGAAUAUAUGCCGCACAAAACUCAAUGCUGUCUAGCUGGUGAACGUUGCAUUCCAAAUGUUGGUUGUCGAUGUUUCAAUUUAAAGAAUGGAAAAGAAAUGGUCGAUUUUAUUGCUGAUUAUCUAACAGAUAUUCGAUCGCGACGUGUCUUGCCAAAUGUCAAACCAGGCUAUAUGCGGUCCAUGAUCGAUGACGAAGCACCGUUAUGUGGUGAGCAAUGGGAAGAUAUUUUCAAGGAUGUCGAACGUGUCAUUAUGCCUGGUAUUACUCAUUGGCAAUCACCGUAUAUGCAUGCUUAUUUUCCAGCAUUGAACUCCUAUCCAUCGAUGCUUGGCGAUAUGUUAGCAAACGGCUUAAAUCAAUUAGGAUUUACAUGGGCGUCGAGUCCAGCAUGUACGGAGUUGGAAACUAUAGUCAUGGAUUGGUUGGCGAAAAUGAUCGGUUUGCCGAAUGAUUUUCUUCAUUCGCAAGAGAAUACGACUGGCGGAGGUGUGAUUCAAACUACAGCUUCAGAAGCUACACUCGUAGCGUUACUUGCUGCUCGAAAAGAAGUCAUUCAUCGAGUACAAGCACAAUUUCCCUACUUGAGUCCAGCGGAAAUUAACGGUCGUCUAGUGGCUUAUUGUUCUGAUCAAGCACAUUCAUCGGUGGAAAAAGCAUGUCUUAUCGGUUUGGUCAAAUUGAAUCUCGUGUCAAGUGACGAAAGUUUACGUUUACGAGGAAAUGCGUUACGGCAGGCUAUUGCUAAAGACAAAGAAAAUGGUCUUAUACCAUUCUACCUUUGUGCAACAUUGGGAACCACGGGUGCAUGUGCGUUUGACAGUCUUGUGGAAUUAGGUGCAAUCUGUGAACGAGAGCAAAUUUGGAUUCAUGUUGAUGCUGCAUAUGCGGGAAGUGCAUUCGUUUGUCCUGAAUUUCGACAUUUUAUGAAUGGAGUAGAAUUGACACAGUCAUUUGCUUUUAAUCCAUCAAAAUGGCUAAUGGUUCAUUUCGAUUGUACUGCCAUGUGGGUCAAAUCAAGUCCAGCACUACAUCGAGCGUUCAAUGUCGAUCCAUUGUAUCUUCAACAUGAGAACGCUGGCGUAGCAAUCGAUUAUAUGCAUUGGCAAGUACCAUUAAGCCGACGAUUUCGAGCAUUGAAACUUUGGUUUGUUAUUCGUUCAUUCGGCAUUGAAGGUCUUCAAAAACAUAUUCGAAAUGGUGUUGAAAUGGCUAAACUAUUUGAGUCGUUAGUGAAAUCUGACAAUCGAUUUGAGAUUCCCGCUGAACGACAUCUUGGCCUUGUAACGUUUCGAUUAAAGGGUGGAAAUGAAUUGACCGAACAGUUGUUGAAAGAUCUGAAUAUGGAUGGAAGAAUUCACUGUGUUCCAGCAUCAAUCAAAGGCAAAUAUAUCAUUCGCUUUACCGUGACGGCAUCAUCAACAAAUACUGAUGAUAUUCGUCGUGAUUGGCAAAUUAUCCGGCAAUCGGCCAGUAAAAUCCAUAGUCCAAUCGAUCAUCUGACACCACAAGGGCAACUUAAUAAAAUGAAGCAUCUUUCUGAUGAUUUUCGCAUGUCUCUCGUCUUAUCCAACACACCUCACAGUCCCUGUUUAAUCAACGGAAGCUUUGCAGCGAUUCUUCCACUCGACACCAGCCGUAUCUAUGCGAUGACGCAUGAAUUAAGUCAACGUGCAUUAAAUCAUUCUCUUUUACCUAUUUCAACGCGACGACGAACAAAAAAUGUCCUCUCACAUCCAACAAUGAACAAACAGAUGAGCAUCGACCCAUCCAUGAUCAACUAUGAUUACAAGAAGAAACGUUUAGUGUCGCCAACGUCUUCGUCAUUACCCAUGAGUCGGCAAGGUAGUUUAGAUUCUCGUGUCGAAGAGAUUUUGGAAAAUAAUUCAUGA